AUGUCUACCACAAAUACUUCCGCUACCAGCAUUCGACAGCCCAAGGACAUCGAAUGUUGGGGUCACAGAGGUGCCAGUGCGCACCUGCCUGAGAAUACUCUUGCCAGUUUCCGCGCUGCCAUCUCUGAAGGAUGUGAUGGUAUUGAAAGCGACGUCCACGCCACUUCCGAUGGUGUUGUUCUCAUGUUCCACGACCCCACUCUGGAUCGUACCACCACUGGAAAGGGGUUGAUCAAGAAUCAGCCGUACAAGGAUGUCAUUGAGCACGUGCGAACCGUCAAGGAGCCGGUACAACCUAUUCCCUUGUUUGAGGAGCUUGUCGCUCUCAUCAUGGAGCCUGAGAACCGACAUGUCUCUCUGAAUAUCGACUGCAAGAUGCAGAACGACCCCCAGCGACUCUUCCCUGAGAUGGCUCGCAUCGUCACGUCAUAUCCAAACUACGAAAAAGACCUCAGUCCCCGUAUCAUCCUCGGUCUCUGGCACCCCCUCUUCAUCCAUCCCGCUAUCAAAUACCUUCCUCACUGCCGCCGCUUCCACAUCGGCUUCUCCAUUCCCAUUGUGAAACAAUUCUUCUGGGAUACUUGUGAAGGCUUUUCCAUGGCUUUCCCUCUGCUAAUGGGUAAGGAAGGCCAGGUAUUCAUCAAGGAAUGUAGGGAGCAGGGCAAAGAGGUCACGGUGUGGACGGUGAAUGACGAGGCGGAGAUGAGGGUGGCAAUGUCGAUGGGUGUCAAGGCUAUUUUGACAGAUAAAGUCGGGGUCUUUGUCAAUCUCAAGAAAGAGAUGGUCGAACAUCCAGAGAAACUCCCGCUUCAAGGGUUGGAAGCCUGGACUUUCCCAUGGUCACAUUGGAAGUACUAUUCGGUCGCACACGUAACUGCCCGUCUCGCUUCCAAGAUGUUUCUGAAAGCUCACGGUUCCCUCUCCACUCCUCCUUCCCCUUCCGACGACCCUGAACCGCCUACAUCUAUACCAAACCUCCCAUUCCCCGCACCGGCUCCUGAUUCUUCCUUCGGUGAUGCUGCGUCCACCCCUACCGCUCCCUCCCCCUCCCCUUCUACGACGACAAAUGAUCCCACCCUGUCGCCUACCGUUUCUAUCGCCCGCGCCCUCCUUCCUCGUGAUCCUUCAUGA
Molecule: messenger RNA, 1131 nt
Organism: Cryptococcus wingfieldii CBS 7118
Lineage: Eukaryota; Fungi; Basidiomycota; Tremellomycetes; Tremellales; Cryptococcaceae
Product: glycerophosphoryl diester phosphodiesterase
Exons: 7
Coding region: 1-1131 (376 amino acids)
Biological process (GO): lipid metabolic process
Molecular function (GO): phosphoric diester hydrolase activity
Source: RefSeq, a predicted model, not a curated record